Gryllus bimaculatus (two-spotted cricket) is the source of this 1742-nucleotide messenger RNA. The record is from the annotation of a GenBank genome assembly. Lineage: Eukaryota; Metazoa; Arthropoda; Insecta; Orthoptera; Gryllidae.
AAAAACGCGCUAAGUGAAGGCAUGCAAUCAAGUUGUUUAUUUUUAAAGAAUUAAAACCUGUAUUAUUAUAGUGAUGAAUUGGUGAGCAAGCGAACAUACAAAGCGCCUACAUGUUAUAAAAUUACGUGAGAAGAACGCAACACUGUAGAUAAGCAGUUGUUACAGUAGUAACAAUAGUUAAUUUUUUCGCAUCGUCAAAUUCAUUUUCGAAAUAACUUGUGUCAAUGAGAGGGCCUAGGACACACGGUGUGCAAAAUAACGGUAACCCCAGUUGUAUAGGUAAGCGUUCAAAUAUGCGGACAAAAAGAAAGAUUUUGAGUGGUGUUCUCCAUCCGAGUGAAGCCAAGAAAAUCAAAGACUCGAAGCGAAAGUGCACCAAAAAACGCAAUGAAGACGAACAAAUAGGUUCAAUAUCGAACUUUGAAGUUAUAGUCGUUGACGGAAGAUGGGAUACAUCCCAAGCUAUUCCAUCAUUAGUUGGUGAAUUGCGAAACAUUAAUGAUGUGGUGAACAUGGAUGAAAGUGGUACAUGCAACAAUAGUGUCAAACGGUAUGCUGAGAAGAGAAAUUCGAAAAUAAACAGAUGUGCAGAACCCUACAAACCAAUUUUGGAAAAUUCGAAAGAGAAGAUGGAAACAUCAAAUAUGCCAUUUGAUGAUUCCGGAAUCCAGUGCAAUGACAACGACGAUUCAUCUAAUUUGACGUGGUUAAUAAACUUUAAACUCGACACUAUCAUUCAAGGUGAUUGUUUGGAUGACGAUGAAGGCAUAUAUGAAAAAGAAAAUGAAGAGGAUAAACUUAUUUUCGAAGGUGCCCAAGCCAUUGCACGAGCUAAAUCACGCGACAAUGCAAGAAUGUUUUUAUCGGAUUCUCAUGAAAACGUGGAGAAAUCACAAUCCCAAAUGUCAUCAAAUAGAAGCAGCAACCACCAGACGAGCGGCGGACAUAAGAAACCACCUUUCACAUAUACUGAACUAAUUGAGCAAGCCCUCCGAGAGAAAGGAGAGCUCACGGUUUCUGGAAUCUACUGCUGGAUAUCGGAGCACUUUCCCUUCUACAAGGCUGAUGAUGACAGAUGGAAAAACUCGGUCCGGCAUAAUUUGUCAAUUAAUCCUCACUUUCGAAAGGGGUCCAAAGCCUCUCAAGGUGCGGGUCAUCUUUGGAGAGUGGCCAACUUGGAAUUAACUCCACUUUCAACGAGGAAACAACAACGUAUUCAUGAAUUUAUCUCUGAUGUAAUAACGCUGGAAGAAGUUGAAGCAGCUACUGCCAGCAUCGAAGAAAAUAAGGAAAACAGAUCUUUGCCCGAUGAAUUAUUCUUGGAGUCUCUGGAUGACGCCGUAGAAAACAGUAGUUUUUCUCCAACAGAAAUAUUUAGUUCGGAUCAGACUAUUUCUCUUGAGCAAUCUGCUGAAGAAAUAUUAAGUGGUGUGAAGAAAGAUGUGGAAGUACAAUACUUGAUUCCUAUCCAAGAAAAGCCUUCACAGAAGAAUGAUUUCUUAAAUCCCAUCACAAAGGAUGUGACUGUUCAAGAAUGUGGACUGAUGGAGCGAGAUGGAGACGUGGAAAGUACAUUCCUUAUCACCGAUCUGAACCCUAUUGCUCUUGAGCUCAAUAUGAUUGAACCUGAAGUAAUAACUUCAGAUACCUUGUUUUCGGAUGACAUGGAUUUUGAGUGCUAUGAAUUUACACCACAGCAGUUGCAGGUGUAAGAGACAGCUCUGCAUCAAGCAAGGCAAUGC